CCGCAUGCGAACGGAAGAUAUCACGAGGCUGUGUGAAGCCGUUCCUCCGGAUUUAGCGAAACUCAUUCGAAAAUACCCCGAGAUUUUCCCGGACGACCUACCCGCCGGACUUCCGCCAAGCCGACCCGAAGACCAUCGCAUCGAGCUGGAACCAGGCGCACAACCAACAGUACAGCGACAAUUUCGGCUCAGCCAACCGGAACUCGAGGAAUUGCAGCAGCAGUUGGAUUACCUCAUGACGAAAGGUUUUAUCCGCCCAAGCACAUCCCCAUACGCCGCCCCCAUACUGUUCACACCGAAAAAAGAUGGCGGAUUCCGUAUGUGCAUCGACUACCGCGCACUCAACCGCAUCACCAUCAAGUCCCGUUACCCGAUCCCGCGAGCCGACGACCUACUCGACCAACUUCGCGGAGCCAAGUUCUUCUCGAAAAUCGAUCUGCGAGGAGUUUACCACCAAAUUCGCGUCGCCGCCGAGGAUUGCCACAAAACCGCUUUCCGAACCCGCUACGGCAGUUACGAAUACUUGGUGAUGCCUUCUGGACUCACGAACGCGCCCUCGACUUUUCAGAUGACCAUGAACGGUGUUUUCCGCGAACUCCAGGAUAAAUGCGUAAUUAUCUACCUCGACGACAUCCUAAUCUUCAGCCGUAGCAGGGAGCAGCACUUAAAGGAUCUUGAUGCAGUCUUCACCCUGCUGCACAAAAAUCGCCUCAUCACGAAAGGGUCUAAGUGCGAUUUUCUUAAGCAAGAGUUGGAGUUUUUGGGAGACGUCGUCUCUACCGAAGGAAAAAGCAGCAAGCUGCAUUCGACCAACUCAAAAAUCGCCCUCACGUCGCCGCCUGUACUUCGCAUCUCCGAUCCCGACCGUCCAUACAAAGUCAUCACCGACGCCAGCGACAUCGCCAUCGGUGCAGUUCUCCUCCAGGACUUCGGCGACGGGUUACAAGCAGUCGCCUACGAAUCACGGAAGCUGCAGGGCGCGGAAAAAAACUAUACAGUCCACGACAAGGAAAUGCUGGCGAUCGUCCACGCGUUCAAGACCUGGCAGUGCUACCUGACCGCAGCUGAUAUCACGGUGCGGAUGGACCACAAAUCCUUACAGUACCUGCGCGCCCAACCGAAUCUCAACCCACGACAGAUCCGAUGGCUCGAUUUCCUCGAGUCCAACUUCCACUACACCAUCACCUACAAACGGGGUGCCAAUAAUAUCGCCGAUGCCUUGACCCGCCCUACUGUCCAUACCGCCGCGAUACUAAUCUCCCAGACCAACCCAUUACUUACGGGACUAUUCACCCACGGCUACAAGAUCGAUCCCUUUUUCCGCGCAGCCAUCCAUCGACAGCAUACCACAGCCACCGGGCCAUAUUUUUAUAAGCGUGGUACUUCUCGCAUUUGGGUGCCAGGCUACGAUUUACUUCGUACCCUCCUAAUCCAGGAAUCCCACGACAACCCUACCUCAGGACAUUUCGGCAUCGAUAAAACCACGAAGAUGUUGCAGCGGAAUUACUACUGGCGGAACAUGGCCGAUGACGUGCGCAAGUACGUGUCCUCCUGCACUGCCUGCCAGAUCAUGAAAUCGUCGCAUCAGCGAGCAGCCGGACUACUACAGCCGUUGGAUCCGCCCGAGCGACCCUGGCAACAAGUCACGAUGGACUACGUAACAGGACUACCGGCCGGUCCCUGGGGAAACGACGCCAUCCUCGUGGUCGUUGGACGACUCACGAAAAUGGCGCACUUCAUCGCCUGCCAACAGACAAUCACAGCCGAACAGACCGCGCAACUGUUCCUCACGAAUGACAUUCGUGAGGAACAACUGCCCUCCGCCAUCAUUUCCGACCGAGACCCGAAAUUCACAUCGAAUUUUUGGCGCCACCUGUGGGACCAAUUCGGCACCAAACUCCAAUUUCCAUCCGCCUACCACCCACAGACCGACAGGCAGACCGAACGCGUCAACCAGACCAUGGAGCAACUGAUUCGUACUACCUGUACUGACCCAUCGACAUGGGAGAAAUCCCUUAUGCUGUUAGAAUUCGCGUAUAAUAACGCGACCUCCGCCACAACCAACCAAUCUCCAUGCUUCCUCAACUACGGACAGGACCCAGUCGUAGCCUCUACACCGACAAUAGAGUCACCCGUGCCCCGGUCCCGGAAAUUUGCUGAAGACAUUCUCGCCGCUCGAGAAAAAACAGCUGAAGCCAUCCGAAAAGCCAACCUGGUUGCAAGCCGACAAGCCGAUCGUCAUCGCCGUGACGUCACUUACAAAGUGGGAGAUCUAGUCCUCCUCGACACCCGCAAUCUACGGCUGCCGAUCCCGAGCAAACUCCGACCCAAAUUCUGCGGACCUUUUCACGUGAUCAACCUAGUGACACCUGUCACUGUUCACCUUCGACUACCAGCUGAUUGGCGCCACCACCCGGCUUUCCACGUCAGUCUUCUCCGACCCUAUUGACCUUGUAUUCUCACGAUAUA
This is a messenger RNA of Closterium sp. NIES-67, 2469 nucleotides long. Lineage: Eukaryota; Viridiplantae; Streptophyta; Zygnematophyceae; Desmidiales; Closteriaceae. The record is from the annotation of a GenBank genome assembly.